Molecule: messenger RNA, 953 nt
Organism: Anopheles funestus (African malaria mosquito)
Lineage: Eukaryota; Metazoa; Arthropoda; Insecta; Diptera; Culicidae
Exons: 1
Coding region: 100-624 (174 amino acids)
Biological process (GO): sensory perception of smell
Cellular component (GO): membrane
Molecular function (GO): olfactory receptor activity; odorant binding
Source: RefSeq, a predicted model, not a curated record
AGCCAUCUAUGGCAUAUUGAUACAGGUAAAACAAAUAUUUAAAAAAACAAGUUUUGUGUCAAACUACUGACUCUGCCAUUAAUUUCUUUCUACUAGGGUAUGGCUAAAUUUUACACAGUGCUACGGUAUCGGCAGUUCUUUGAGGCCAUGUAUAAUCGCUUGGAUAGAUUCCACUAUGAAUAUCGGCAUCAUGAAAAGAAUAACGCAACACUUCUCUUAGUUAUGGGACGGAUUUGUUUAAUGACGAAACUAAUCACGAUACAGUUUGUCGUAUCGAUCAUAAUCCUAACUCUUACUCCCGGUGUACAAUACAUCCUCGAAGGCGAAAAACUAAUGCCAUACGCCAUUAUCAUUGUCUUUACUGACCCGGAAAUUACAUCACAUUUCCUGAUGAAUAUUACCAUACAAUAUUAUCUGCUGGUGGUUGGGCUUGCCGGAUUUAUAGCGGCAGAAAGCAUGUUAAUACUGUUUGUGACCAGUGUGGCUGGAUAUGCCGAUGUUUUGAAGAAUAAGAUUGAUGAAAUGAAUGACGUCCUGCUGGAAGCAGAGAACUCCAAGGAUCGCACUGCCGUCAAAUUAAAAUUGCGUGAGAUACUGCUGCUUCAUCAACGCGUUUUGGAGUAAUUAUGCAUUUUUCUUCUAGAAGUGAAUGUUUUCUUUUAUUGUCCACUCACUCCUUCCAAUGUUUUAGGUACGAAAAUGAUCUUGAAAAGCGUUACUAUCUCAACAACUGGGUACAAGUAGCAUCGAUCGUUUUCAAUCUGACAGGUGCUUUGUUUGGUUGCUAUGUGAGCAAUAGCUUCACCAUGUACGCACUAGCGAUCGCGGUAGUAAUUCAACUCUUUGAGCUCUGUCUCCUGGGAACUAUCCUCAGUAUCAAGGUUAAGAUAAGGUUCCGAUGUAUCAUGUACCAAACAUUCAUUAUAUUCAUUGGUUCUCCUUUAGAAUGAGGA